AUGGCGGUUUUACAAAAUCAUAGUAAUAAUGAUACUAAUAAAAAUUUAAGGUCGAGUCUUGAUAGAAUAGAAGUUAUGAAAGAUGAUACGAUUACUGGCGAUUUUGAUGUUGAGCAAACCGGAUCUGUAAGUGAAGAUAACAAUGCAGAAGAGGAAGAACGUACAGAUAGCCAAGUUUUUGAAAUAUUGCAAGAUAAAGAAAUCGAAGUAAAUCAAGACAAGAAUGAUAUUGAAGAUUUCGAAUUUGAACCAAUUGUUUCUGUAUGUCAAGAUGACAAUAUAGAAGAAGAAAAAAGAGAUGGACAGAAAUUGAGAGUUGCACGAAAAACAGAUAAAAAGAUAAACGAGAAACAAAGAAAAAGAUUAUCAGAUGAGUAUCAGCGAGCAUCGGAUUCUGAGAAAUCGAUAUUAGAACAAGAUAUUGAUAGUGAAAGAGUUGUUACAAGGAAAUACUUAGAAGAAGAACUCGGAGCAUUGGGGAGAGUUAUUGUAGAAAGAAUAACUGAAGAAUUAGAUGCAAAAAUAUCAUCGAAUCGAUCUGAAUCAAUAAGAACUACUACCAACGUAUCAGAGUUUGAUCAAAAUAUCGUAGACAAUCAGAUCAUUAUUGACGGCAUCUCGAUCAAUUCGCAUUGUUGGUAUUUAGCUGCAAAUGCUAAAACAAUGAGAAAACGUGCAAACCAUAUAAUGCGAGGGUGUUGGACAGAAGAAGAGAGAAAUAUUCUUGUAUUACGCCGGAAUAAGCGUUAUGAUGAUGGGCGUGUUGUUAAGUCAAGAGAACUUGAAAAUAUCAAAACAUUAUGUCUAAAUCUUCAGUCAGCUAAAAAACUCAAAUAUAAAAAAGGUAAACAUAACAUUGAGGCAAAUUUACGAGAUUGGUUGAAAGAUUUUUUAAAAAAUGAUCGAUAUCGAAGAUCCCAACUGGUAUACAACGAUGAAGAUUUAUGAAAAUCAUUGUUGUGGCUGUUAGAAAUAUUUUUUCAUUUUGUUUUUUUUUUUGAUUAUUUUCAUUUUUUAGUCAAUUACAUUUUUCGUCACUAAAAAUUAAAAUGAAUAUCUUGUCCAAAUACAAAGAGUACUUUCCAUUGUCUAUGUGAGAAGCAGUAUCAUAAGUUGUAAAAAUAAAAGAUUAGUUUAUAACAUGCAUGUUGAAAAAAUUCAUAUGAAUUGAAAUUUCUAUGCUAAAUAUUAUGUACUGUGUACAGUA
Messenger RNA from Aphidius gifuensis, 1207 nucleotides. RefSeq lists its product as uncharacterized. Lineage: Eukaryota; Metazoa; Arthropoda; Insecta; Hymenoptera; Braconidae. Bases 1 to 948 code for a protein of 315 amino acids. The record is from RefSeq and is a predicted model, not a curated record. The transcript has 3 exons.